CCUCCCACCCCUCCCGGAAGUUGAGUCGCGGACUGAGCGCACUCUGAAGUUGCCGAGACGCUCUUGGCGUGCUGCUUCCUCUCUGAUUCUGUCGGUCUCGGCGGGGACCCACGAGGAUCAAAAUGCCUCGAUACGCGCAGCUGGUGAUGGGCCCCGCCGGCAGCGGAAAGAGUACGUACUGCCACACCAUGGUCCAGCACUGUGAGACCUUGAACCGCUCCGUCCAAGUGGUGAACCUGGAUCCUGCAGCCGAGCACUUCAGCUACCCAGUGAUGGCAGACAUCCGGGAGCUGAUAGAGGUGGACGACGUCAUGGAGGACGACUCCCUGAGGUUUGGCCCCAACGGCGGCUUGGUCUUCUGCAUGGAGUACUUUGCCAAUAACUUCGACUGGCUGGAGAGCUGUCUCGGGCACGUGGAAGACGACUACAUCCUCUUUGACUGCCCAGGCCAGAUCGAGCUCUACACUCACCUGCCGGUGAUGAAGCAGCUGGUGGAGCGCCUGCAGCAGUGGGAGUUCCGCGUCUGCGGGGUCUUUCUGGUGGACUCUCAGUUUAUGGUGGAGUCGUUCAAGUUUAUCUCCGGGGUCAUGGCAGCCCUCAGCGCAAUGGUGUCUCUGGAAAUCCCCCAGAUUAACAUUAUGACCAAGAUGGACUUGCUGAGUAAGAAAGCAAAGAAGGAAAUAGAAAAGUUCCUUGAUCCUGACAUGUAUUCUUUGAUAGAGGAUUCUACAGGUAUAUUAAGAAGCAAAAAAUUCCAAAAGUUGACUAAUGCCAUCUGUGGAUUGAUCGAUGACUACAGUAUGGUCCGGUUUUUGCCCUAUGACCAAUCAGAUGAAGAAAGCAUGAACAUUGUCCUACAGCAUAUUGACUUCACCAUUCAGUAUGGAGAAGACUUGGAGUUUAAAGAACCAAAGGAACAUGAAGAAGACAGCUCAUCUAUGUUUGAUGAAUAUUUUCAAGACCUGGGGAAUAAAUGAAGAUAUUUAAUUUUUCCAGUAUUUAUUAAAGCAUGAAGAGCUUUGCAGGCAGACUCUUACAAAGACUCGUUUUUAGCCUCAGGAAGAAGUGACUGGAGAAUUCAUCUUUCCAAAGCAGAAAAGAGUAUGGCUAAUCCACAAUCUGAACUUCGUCACUUCCUCCUUCCCCCAAAGAAAAAGGAUAAUUUGGAAAAAUCUACAAAUGUUUCCAAAUGGAGUCCUAAAUUCUCUAGGAUGUAUAUUACAUCCUGGCUGGACUCUAAAUAUGGUCUGAAUCGGGAUUCCCACUUAGAACAAUUUAGGUUUGUAAAAAACACACAAUUAUGUGCUGACAAGCCCUUGGUGCUGCUAUUUCUAGUAGGGAAGAUCUCAAUUUACUUUCAUUUUGGGGGAAAGACAGUUGACAUUGUGGUGUGGAAGUGGCAAAGAAAGAGAUUUCAGCUUCCUAUCAAGAAAGAAAGAUUUCCUGACAACGUAAGCUACAUCCAAAUCUCAUGGGGCCCUUCAGGACGAGAUGGUCUGCCUUACUUCGAUCAAAGGCUAGUCGUGAAUGUGGUAGAAAGGAUCAUUUUUUACAGAUUCAAUUUGUACUAGAUGGCCUCUUUACUCAAAUUCUUUCCUGUGGUUUUGCUGUGGAAAAAUGAUUCCAUUCCCUUCCCUCAGAAUGGAUUGCCUAGAAAUUAGUUUUGUAAUAAGAAAUAAAAUGUUUUAUCUCAGUUAUUCAUAGCCUUUUUAUAUUCCAAUUAUAUUUUGAAACCUCCCUUCCCCCCUUCUUUUUUGGUCUAGAAUUAAAUACCCUGUACCAAAUACAGAUAUUUAAAUAUAUCUAUACCAGAUGUGAAUUGACAGCUGUGUGUAACUUACCUAUAUUAAUUAAUUUCCUGGUUAAGUGACUUUUCCAGCCAGCAAGUGACUGAGGCAGUAUUGGAACUCUGGUUUUUCUGACUUUACGGCCACACAAUUCUCUGCCCUCGUUGGUCAUCCUAUCCCAUUAAAAUUCUAAGAUUCUUGGAGCAUAAAGAGAAUUGAAACUUAGUAAUUCCAAAACAGUAAGGAAUCAUGGGUUUUGGUUGAGCCAACCAAAACAUGGCAGACAUUGCAAGACAUCUACCCUGUGCUUUUGUUUGCUCUGUGAAGAGGAAAGCUUUCAUAUCCGCUGGUCCCCUGACCAUACACCCCACACUCUGUGGUGCUCUGCUGUCCCCUGGGCUGUAGUCUGGAAAGGUUCCCCCCACAAUUCCCUUGGAGCUUUUUUCCUGAGCUCAGCGUAAUGUCCAUUAGGCUCAGAGAGAGCGAUUUUGGAGUCCCCUUAAGAGAGGACAUAUAUAGGAGGGCUUCUUAAACCUUUUCCAUUCACGACUUCUCUUUGCCUGAGAAAUUUUUAUGCAACCCUGGGUAUAUAGGUAUACAAAAUAGAUAUACAAAUCAAACAUUUACUGAGAACAAAUCAUAAUUUUGCAACUCCCAUGUUGUUACAUGGUCCCCUAUGGGGUUGUAACCCCACAGUUUAAGAAGCCCCCUUUUAUUAAUGAGGAAACAGGUCCAGAAUGAUGGAGUGAUUUCAUAGAAAGUUUUCAUUUUGGGAGCAGGACUUAGUAGUCUAUUGACCUUGCCCUGGUGAUGAGGUCUUGAAUGGUAGGCGUGUUGGGCAGAGAGAAACUGGAAGGUUGAAAAAGAAGGCACUGAUAGAGAUCAGUUUAGUUCUGUGGUCCCACCUGCUGUGCAGGUGAUCUGGUCAGAAAUCCAAGUCAUCUCAAGUCCCUGAGACUAAAUUUUUCCUAUAAAUCUGCUUAAUGGCCCAUGUCAUCUGGGCCACACCCUCUGAGUCAGUCCCACUAGGCCUUCUGCCUCCUGGUGUCUUUCCCCUUGUCCCCGCCAUAUCACAUAGUAUCUCUCCUAAUCCUACCAUGCUUCUCAGCCCUACUUAUCGAUAACUAGCUCUUUUAGGGGGACAAAAAAAAUCCCUUUUAAGAUUUAGCCUGCCCACUAAGGGCAUGCUCCAACAUCAUGGGAUGUUUCUCCUGGUAAAUGGCAAGUUCCAUCAAGAAACUUGCUCUUUCCAUCAUUAAUUAUUAAAGCCCCUUUCCAUCCCCAAUCCUAUUUCAUAUUUACCAAUUUUGGUGUCUGUUGUAUCCCAUCAUUUUGUCUGUAAUUUCUUCUAAAUAAACCUAUCUUUUGCCAAAGAAAA
Molecule: messenger RNA, 3165 nt
Organism: Antechinus flavipes (yellow-footed antechinus)
Lineage: Eukaryota; Metazoa; Chordata; Mammalia; Dasyuromorphia; Dasyuridae
Gene: GPN3
Product: GPN-loop GTPase 3
Exons: 8
Coding region: 123-977 (284 amino acids)
Molecular function (GO): GTPase activity
Source: RefSeq, a predicted model, not a curated record